AUGGAGCCUCUCAGCGCAACUCCGCCUCCGCAGUCUCCAGAGCGAUUGGUUUCAACACCCAACGCCGCAGAUACGCUCACGGUAAUCACUGGUCUCUACGCCAAAGACCCCCCAUUGUUAUCCCCUCGGAAGAGAGUCGCAGCAGUCGUACGUAGAGAUAUCGACGGCACUGCAUUGCCGGCCUCCGAACGUCCAUCAAUAUGCUCCGAUAGCGACAGCGUCCAUCAUUCCAGGUCCACAUCUCUUGCAUCCAAUCUAGGACCUUGGCAAAUAUCGACUACAAUGACGAGGAGUGCAAGGGCCUCGCAGGAAGAGAGGGAGACACUGAUCAAGGAAGAAGGCGACUGGGAAGGCACAUCCACAAGGGAAGAUGGUGAUCGGUCGAGGUCAUCUGAAGAAAGCGUCACCACCGUGUCGACUACAUCCCUAGUCCUCGAGAAUCUGAAUUCGGUUUACGCGACAAAGGAGGCUGAGGAGCCUGUACAAUACCGCGACAAUGACAGUGAUCCUGAGCUGCCCAGAUUUGUGGAUAAGAACUACACGGAUGGGAGCCGGAUGUCGAAGGGUUUGCGGAGAGCGUUAUGGCUGGUGUCUAUUAUUGCCAUUGUUGGUUGGGCAUUUGCUUUAUUCGUAUUUGUGUCAACAGCCAGAUACAAGCAUGCUUCAACCCUGGCCUACGACCACGAAAAACCUACCAAGAGCUCGGGAAAGAAAGUGUCACUUGAUGAGGUUCUGUCCGGGAAGUGGCAACCAAAAUAUGCUAAUAUAGAAUGGACCGCAGGCCCUGAUGGUGAGGAUGGUUUGUUGCUCGAAACAAACCAGCCAGACAAAGCUUUUGCCGUUGUGGAGGAUAUCAGAAGCCGAACUUCUGCAUCUGCCAACGCUACAAAAGACAAAGUCUUGAUCAAAAGUGGCUGGUUCAACGUCAAUGGCCAGCAAUUGUGGACGGACAACUUCUGGGUGAGCCCUGAUUACAAGCAUGUUCUCCUCAUGUCGAAGCGAGAGAAGGUCUAUCGACAUUCGUUCUUGGGAAUCUAUUUCAUUCUCGAUGUCGAAACGCAGGCCGUCCAACCAUUAGAUCCGGCAUAUCCGGACACGAAGACCCAACUCGCUCAGUGGUCUCCCAACAGUGAUUCAAUUGUGUUUACAAGGAACAACAACCUCUACCUGAGAUCCUUGUCCUCGGCAAAAGUCACACAAAUCACAGACGACGGAGGCCCCGAAUACUUCUACGGUAUCCCAGAUUGGGCCUACGAGGAAGAAGUCUUUGGUACCAAUACGGCGACAUGGUGGGCGCGUGACGGUCAGUAUGUCGCAUUCUUGCGCACAAACGAGACCAUGGUCCCGGAGUAUCCUGUCCAGUACUUUUUGUCGAGGCCCAGUGGGAAGAAGCCAAUCGAAGGACUUGAGAACUAUCCUGAAGUCAAAGAGAUUAAAUACCCCAAAGCCGGCGCACCAAAUCCGGUGGUGGAUAUGCUUUUCUACGACAUUGCACAACAAGAAGUUUUUACUAUUGACAUAGAAGGAGGCUUUCCUGAAGACGACCGAAUUAUAUUCAACAUCGUUUGGGCUGAUAGCGGAAAGGCAUUGGUAUCGGAGUCUAACCGUGUUAGCGACCGCGUCAGGGUUGUGUUGGUGGACGUCACUACUAGGACAGGCCAAACAGUCAGGACUGUCGAUGUCAAAGACGUUGACGGAGGUUGGAUUGAACCUACUCAGUCCACCAAGUACGUCCCGGCUGAUUUAGCAAGCGGGCGACCCGAAGAUGGCUACGUCGACAUUGUCAUCUCUGACGAUAGCACUCACCUUGCCUUCUUUACACCUCUGAACAGCUCGAUCCCCACCAUGCUCACCAAAGGUCACUGGGAAGUCGACGGUGGACCUGCGGCAGUCGACCUCAAGAACAAUCUGGUAUAUUUUGUCGCCGCCAAAGAAGCGCCCACGCAGCGACAUGUAUAUAGCGUCAAGCUCGACGGGACAGACAUGAAACCUCUCGUCCCAUCGGAAGAAGCCGCCUACUGGACAAGUUCGUUCUCUUCAGGCGCAGGCUACGUCCUGCUAACCUACCAGGGACCUAGCAUCCCCUAUCAGAAGGUCAUUUCGACACCUGCAAACACGGAGAAGAUCAACCAGAAGCUCGAAGACAACAAGGCUCUCGCCCAAAUGGCUUCGGCUCACGAACUCCCCCAUCAGAUUUUCCAAAAUGUCACCAUCGAAGGGCAAACGCUACAACUUGUGGAGCGCCGUCCUCCACACUUUGACCCCAACAAGAAAUACCCGGUUCUUUUCUACCUCUACGGCGGUCCCGGAUCUCAAAUGGUCAAUCGCCGAUUCCACGUGGACUUUCAGUCGUACGUCGCCAGUUCGCUGGGGUAUAUCGUGGUGACGCUCGACGGGCGCGGGACAGGCUUCAUCGGCCGCAAGGCCCGGACCAUCGUCCGCGACGAGCUGGGCAAGUACGAAGCGCACGACCAGAUCGCGGCGGCCAAGAUGUGGGCUGCCAAGGACUAUGUCGACGCCUCCCGCAUGGCCAUCUGGGGCUGGUCGUACGGCGGCUUCAUGACGCUCAAGGUCCUCGAGACCGACGCCGGCGAGACGUUCAAGUACGGCAUGUCGGUGGCCCCGGUCACGGAUUGGCGCUUCUACGACAGCAUCUACACGGAAAGGUACAUGCGCAUGCCACAGGACAACCCGUCGGGUUACGAUCGGACCGCCAUCAGCAACGUCACGGCCAUCGGUCAGAACGUCAGAUUUCUGAUCAUGCACGGCGUCGCCGACGACAAUGUGCACAUGCAAAACACGCUGACGCUACUGGACAAGUUUGACCUCGCCGGGAUAGAAAACUAUGAUGUUCACUUUUUCCCCGACAGCGAUCAUGGUAUUUUCUUUCACAACGCCAAUCACGUCGUGUAUGAAAAGUUGAGUAAAUGGUUGAUUAGCGCUUUCAACGGUCUUUGGUACAAGACCGAUGAUCCGAAACCCAUGACUGAGGAGAGGGUAGAUAAGAGAGACGAGGAGACGAGUCACGGGUCGAGAGUCUAGCUAGAUCAUGUAAGAAAAUGUAACAAUGUACAGAGUCAUCCAAUGGUGAUAUGCUUUGAUAUGCUUCGAGAUGGUGUCAGUUCUUCCGAC
Messenger RNA from Exophiala oligosperma, 3132 nucleotides. RefSeq lists its product as uncharacterized. The record is from RefSeq and is a predicted model, not a curated record. Lineage: Eukaryota; Fungi; Ascomycota; Eurotiomycetes; Chaetothyriales; Herpotrichiellaceae. Gene Ontology annotation, molecular function: dipeptidyl-peptidase activity; serine-type endopeptidase activity. The coding region runs from base 1 to 3042 and encodes 1013 amino acids. The transcript has a single exon. Gene Ontology annotation, biological process: proteolysis.